This is a messenger RNA of Psammomys obesus (fat sand rat), 1326 nucleotides long. RefSeq names its product transcription factor AP-2 beta (gene Tfap2b). Gene Ontology annotation, cellular component: nucleus. Gene Ontology annotation, molecular function: DNA-binding transcription factor activity, RNA polymerase II-specific; RNA polymerase II transcription regulatory region sequence-specific DNA binding. NCBI's taxonomy places the organism in Eukaryota, Metazoa, Chordata, Mammalia, Rodentia, Muridae. The transcript is spliced from 7 exons. Gene Ontology annotation, biological process: regulation of cell population proliferation; anatomical structure development; regulation of transcription by RNA polymerase II. The coding region runs from base 1 to 1326 and encodes 441 amino acids. The record is from RefSeq and is a predicted model, not a curated record.
AUGUUAGUCCACACCUACUCAUCCAUGGACCGGCACGAUGGCGUCCCAAGCCAUAGCUCGAGACUGUCUCAGCUGGGCUCUGUGUCCCAAGGGCCCUACUCGAGCGCCCCGCCGCUGUCCCACACACCAUCCUCGGACUUUCAGCCACCCUACUUCCCGCCCCCCUACCAACCGCUACCCUACCACCAGAGUCAAGACCCCUACUCCCAUGUCAACGACCCCUAUUCCCUGAACCCUCUGCACCAGCCCCAGCAGCACCCUUGGGGACAACGACAGCGCCAAGAGGUGGGCUCAGAAGCCGGCUCUCUCCUGCCCCAGCCCCGGGCAGCCUUGCCCCAGCUCUCUGGCCUUGACCCCCGAAGGGACUACCACUCUGUCCGCCGGCCGGACGUGCUGCUCCAUUCGGCACACCACGGCCUGGACGCCGGCAUGGGCGACAGCCUCUCCUUGCACGGCCUUGGGCAUCCUGGCAUGGAAGACGUACAGUCAGUUGAAGAUGCCAAUAACAGCGGCAUGAACCUAUUGGACCAGUCAGUCAUUAAAAAAGUUCCUGUCCCUCCCAAAUCUGUGACUUCUCUAAUGAUGAAUAAAGAUGGCUUCUUGGGAGGAAUGUCAGUCAACACCGGCGAGGUAUUUUGCUCAGUCCCAGGCCGUUUAUCUCUACUCAGUUCAACUUCAAAAUACAAAGUCACUGUGGGAGAAGUUCAGAGACGGCUCUCGCCCCCUGAAUGCCUCAAUGCGUCUCUCCUUGGCGGCGUCCUCAGAAGAGCCAAAUCGAAAAAUGGGGGGAGAUCCUUGAGAGAAAGGCUAGAAAAAAUCGGUUUGAAUUUACCCGCGGGCAGGCGCAAAGCAGCAAAUGUCACAUUACUCACCUCCCUGGUGGAAGGGGAAGCUGUUCACUUAGCUCGGGAUUUUGGGUAUAUUUGUGAAACAGAGUUUCCUGCGAAAGCCGUGUCCGAGUAUUUGAACAGGCAGCACACGGACCCCAGUGACCUGCACUCCAGAAAGAAUAUGCUUCUGGCCACCAAGCAACUUUGUAAAGAAUUCACGGAUCUGUUGGCGCAGGACCGGACACCGAUCGGGAACAGCCGGCCCAGCCCCAUCCUGGAGCCCGGCAUUCAAAGCUGCCUCACGCACUUCAGUCUCAUCACCCAUGGCUUCGGUGCCCCGGCCAUUUGCGCUGCGCUCACCGCCCUGCAGAACUAUCUCACCGAGGCGCUCAAAGGCAUGGACAAGAUGUUCUUGAACAACACCACUAACAGGCACACGUCUGGGGAAGGCCCAGGUAGUAAAACUGGAGACAAGGAGGAGAAACACAGGAAAUGA